Saccharomyces eubayanus is the source of this 1449-nucleotide messenger RNA. RefSeq names its product Ran guanyl-nucleotide exchange factor (gene SRM1). Gene Ontology annotation, molecular function: guanyl-nucleotide exchange factor activity. Lineage: Eukaryota; Fungi; Ascomycota; Saccharomycetes; Saccharomycetales; Saccharomycetaceae. The coding region runs from base 1 to 1449 and encodes 482 amino acids. The transcript has a single exon. Gene Ontology annotation, cellular component: cytoplasm. The record is from RefSeq and is a predicted model, not a curated record.
AUGGCUAAAAGAACGAACAUCGCAAAUGGGGGUUCCCAGGAUGGCCACCGAGUUAAGAAAAUGUCGAAGACUCACGCCUCUCACAUCAUAAACACCCAAGAAGACUACAAGCAUAUGUACUUGAGUGUUCAGCCGUUGGAUAUUUUUUGUUGGGGUUCUGGUUCUAUGUGUGAACUUGGCUUGGGCCCACUCGCCAAGAACAAGGAAGUUAAAAGACCAAGGUUGAAUCCAUUUUUGCCUCGCGAUGAGGCAAAGAUCAUUUCUUUUGCAGUCGGCGGUAUGCACACAUUAGCACUCGACGAGAACAGCAAUGUGUGGUCUUGGGGCUGCAACGAUGUGGGCGCCUUGGGUAGGGACACUUCUGGUGUCACGGAGCAACUAAAGGACAUGGAUGCUGAUAAUUCAAGUGAUGACGAAGAUGGUGAUCUGAACGAGUCAGAAUCCACUCCAGCUAAAAUUCCUAGAGAACUUUUCCCGCCUUUAGCAGAAGGUUACAGUAUUAUACAAUUGGCAGCUACAGAUAACAUGAGUUGUGCCUUAUUCAGUAAUGGUGAAGUGUAUGCAUGGGGUACUUUCCGUUGUAAUGAAGGUAUCCUAGGGUUCUACCAAGAAAAAAUUAAAAUUCAAAACACUCCAUGGAAAGUGCCUACUUUUUCUAAGUACGAUAUUGUUCAACUGGCUCCUGGCAAGGACCACAUUCUUUUCCUAGACGAAGAAGGUAUGGUAUUUGCUUGGGGUAACGGUCAGCAAAAUCAAUUAGGAAGAAAAGUUAUGGAAAGGUUUCGCCUAAAGACUUUAGAUCCAAGACCGUUCGGAUUAAGACAUGUCAAGUACAUUGCAUCGGGGGAAAAUCAUUGUUUUGCUUUGACAAAGGAUAACAAGUUAGUCAGUUGGGGGUUGAACCAAUUUGGUCAGUGCGGUGUCUCAGAGAACGUGGAAGAUGGUGCACUUGUUACUAAACCACUAAAGGUAGCAUUGCCCGAGAAUGUUGUAGUAAGAAGUAUUGCUGCUGGUGAACACCAUUCCCUGGUCUUAUCUCAAGACGGCGAUUUGUACUCUUUUGGUAGAUUGGACAUGUUUGAAAUUGGUAUUCCAAAAAACGAUUUACCUGAAUAUACUUAUAAAGACGUUCACAAUAAGGCCCGUUCCGUGCCACUUCCAACAAAAUUGAAAGGUGUUCCCAAGUUCAAAACUGUUGCAGCAGGUUCUCACCAUUCGGUUGCUGUUGCCCAAAAUGGUAUUGCCUAUUCUUGGGGGUUCGGCGAAACCUACGCCGUUGGAUUAGGGCCUUCUGAUGAGGAUACCGAAAUUCCAACUAGAAUCAAAAAUACCGCAACUCAGGAUCAUAACAUCAUUUUGGCCGGAUGCGGCGGUCAAUUUUCUGUAUCUGGUGGGGUAAAACUGUCUGACGAAGAAGCCGAAAAAAGAGCCGACGAAAUGGAUGACUAA